This is a messenger RNA of Orbicella faveolata, 3046 nucleotides long. RefSeq names its product phosphatidylinositol N-acetylglucosaminyltransferase subunit Q-like. Gene Ontology annotation, biological process: GPI anchor biosynthetic process. The record is from RefSeq and is a predicted model, not a curated record. Lineage: Eukaryota; Metazoa; Cnidaria; Anthozoa; Scleractinia; Merulinidae. Gene Ontology annotation, cellular component: membrane; endoplasmic reticulum.
ACGCGCGUUCGUUCUGGAUCGCCAACUAAUCACCAGUCUCCUCUCGUUCAAUUCCAAGAUGGCACCUUCCAUCUCUACCUGCUUUUCGAAGUGAAGACCAGAUCACAGAGAUGAAAGUAUUCUUCCCAAGUCAUUGCCUGAGUGCAAAGAGUGGCUUCAUCUUUGGAUGGAAGAAGGAGCAAAAAAACAUCUUUGUUGCUGCAACAGUCAUUUAUCUUCCCGAUAAUUCGGUUAAAUUGCAAGUCUUUUGUGAAAAAGCUGAGCAGCUGUCUUUGUCUAUUCUCGGAGUCUGGCUAAACGAAAGUCAUGAAAAGUCUGUUCGUGAAGUGUUGGCAGCAGUGGAGACCACGUGUAGAUUAUUUACUAACGAACUGAUUAUAAUACGCCUGGCAAGAAACGCCACUAUCCCUCAGCUGUAUAUUGGGUCGGAAAAAUUAAGAUCUGGGCUGAAUGGAUCUGUGGUGAUUUUGUACAAACAGCCGUCAGGAAAUGCUUUCUUGACCACUGGCCCUUCAAACGUCAGCAAUGUUAAGUUCUUAAGACAAUCAUUGUACCAAGGACUAACAUCUUGUACAGAAUUGUCUGAAGUGCUGAUUCUGCUAAAUAAAUCUCGUCAUGCUGAGGCGGGUAUCCGGAAAAUACUUGAAACAAAAACUCCUGAUGGACUGUUGCAUAGUCGAGGAAAUUUCGUCUACAAAUUGGUGGUGAAGGCUUUUAGUAACGUUUGUGGUGUAAUGUCUCAAAGAAGACGGCAACAUCACCCAAUCUUGAUAGAGAUAGUCAAAUUCUUGUCAAGUGUAUCUGCUGUUUUCCUUCAGAUUUGUAUGCGUUUCAGGCAAGUAAAGGCUUUGUGUAUUUGUCUUGAUCAGCCAGGAAGCACAAAGGAUAAACAAGAUGACAAUUCAGAACAGUCGGGAAAAUCACCAUCGUCAUCAUCUGACAAGCAAAAUCAAAGUUUAGAGAAUGAUAAUAAAGAUCGUGCAAUUCCUAUGGUUUUUUUUGGCAGUUUGCUCUGCACAAUGGCAGUUGAUAUUAUUUUGGGUGUUCUCAUCGUGUCAUGGCUCUUUUCAAAUGGUUACAACAUGUGCGCCACAGAUUUUAUGAUGGAAAAGACUGACACUGUUGUAGAGUUGCUCAAUGCACUACUGGAUUGGUUGAAGGGAGCUCCUGCUGGGCUUAAACUGAACAAACAUUUGACAGAGUAUCUAAGCACAUUCUUCCUUUAUCACGUGUAUCUUUGGCAAAUUUACCUGAAUUGUAUCGUGCCUUAUCUACAGAUCAUCAUCAGUCUUAUCAUCAUGUCUGGUUGUUUUGGAGCGACAUUCUUGUUGUCUUUGGCGUCAGAUGUUUUGUCCCUUGUAACACUACAUAUCUACUGCUUUUAUGUUUAUGCCGCAAGAAUUUACAAUCUCCAGCUUCAGAAGUUGGUGACACUAGCCAAACUUUUCACAGGAAGAAAAUGGAAUGUUGAGAAGAACCAAGUGGACAUUGUGCCAUAUAAAGCCGACAGACUCUUCCUGGGAACGUUGUGCUUCACAAUCCUCCUUUUUCUUUUGCCGACAACUGCUGCAUACUAUGUUGUGUUUACAGCCCUGCGGCUCAUUGUACUAUUUGUGAAAGGCAUUGUUGGGCGAGUGAUCAAUAUGAUGCACAAUCUCCCAGUGUUUCCAUUGAUGAUUGCUUUUGUGAGGUCAGACCUAAUACCAGGGGGAGUGAAGUUCGAAUUUCUUGGCUCAUCAGAUACUUUGACAACAGAUCUCAACAAACUGCAGCCUUUUGUCGAAGGUACAACAGGUCCUUUGUCAGCUGUAUAUCUGUUUCUUCAUAAUCAACCAGUCCCUAUCAUGGACCUGUUGCAAUGCCAGUUGAUGGACCAGUACUCUGAUCAUGGAGGCUAUAGCUGGCCCAUGCUGCUUGGGAGAUUAGCCAAAGGGGAAUUGAUCUAUCCCUGGGUAAAGUCAAGAAAUUUAAGGGACCAACUUAGGAAGCAGUUUAGUGCAGCUCAACACUGGCUCUACCAGUGAGAAUACAAGUUUAGCGAGAGAAGCAGGGAUCGCAAUGUGGUCUUCACAGCUGUUGGUUGGCAAAAUGCCACUGACCAGAACUCAGGAACAUGUGUGGUCACAAACUUUGCAGCUUGGCUUCCAGCCACUGUUUUGCCAUUGUUUAGACUGUUAGAGCCACUAGCUAUGCAGAUAAGCACAGAUUACACUACUGUACUCUUGAGAAAAAAAGUUUAAGGGAGUUGAGUUACAUAAUUAUCAGGUAUUGUUCUACUUGUCUUUUAGAACAAUUUCACGUGCUCACUAAAUGCUCAAACAAAUUUGAUUGCCUAAUUAAGAUGCUUUUUAUAUGAAAACUUAAGCCAUCUCUAAAUGUGCAAACGGACUCGAUUCACGCAAAGGUAUUCACUUGAAGAGUUUAUGAGCCUUUGUUAUUAUCCUAAUUUGUGGAGACUGUAAAAGUAUAGAAAUCAAAUCUUCGCAUUAAUUUAGUAACUUUGCCUUGAGAAUGGUGUCACAAUGACGCUGAAACGUUGGCUAUAACUUUAAUAUUCGCUCAUUUAGUGUUCAACUAACAAUGAUAUAUUAAUACUUGAAUUAGUACUGCAGGGAAAAGAUGUGGCGAAAACCACUUAAAAUGUAAAUUCACUCAAUAAUUCUCUUUGUUUGCAUGAUCAACAUGUCAACUCACUUUACAACACUGAAAUGUAAUCAAAAUUGAUGCCCCUUAAUUGAAAGAAAUUUUGUUUUCAUUGGAAUGUGUCAAUGGCAGCAAACACACAAUUUACACAAAAUCACCACUGACAACUUUUUUUUAUUAUUAAACCAAACCUAUGACUUCUACAGUUUGUAUUAAAAUCCUACAUACUUUUUAGUGUGAUAAAUAUUAUGCUUUGCAAUUUUUAAUGCUAACAAAACUUAUAAAAACUUCCUAAAAUUUACAAGCAUUCAUGAAGAGGCCCUGCCUGAGUAAAAAGCUACAAGCAAAGAAAGAUGCAGGUCUUGCAUUCUCACAGUCUCGCAUUUACCACUCACUGCCCUUA